Messenger RNA from Ooceraea biroi (clonal raider ant), 1605 nucleotides. RefSeq lists its product as uncharacterized. The record is from RefSeq and is a predicted model, not a curated record. NCBI's taxonomy places the organism in Eukaryota, Metazoa, Arthropoda, Insecta, Hymenoptera, Formicidae.
CUUAGCACCAUUUGCCAUUCGCAUUGUACACUUCAAAGAGUGCUCUUCCGUGAAACAUGACAGCUUUUAACAACACAUCAGACAGUAUGAAAGAAAUCAGAAGUAGUUCAAAAAAUCUUGAUGUAUACAAAUAUGUACUGGCUAUCAAAAACAUGUGUGAUAAAAAAUUAUUUCCGGAUAAUUUCGACGUCUGGACCGUAGAGGAGCAAUAUACUUGGAUUAACGAGAAUCUUGCCACGUUCUUUCCAACUGUACCGCAAACUUUGUUGCGCUACAUCCCAAGUUUUUAUCAGCAACCAAAUUUUGAUCGAUCACCAACGGAGAUACCUGAAUGGCUGGACAUGGAAAAAUAUAGUAGAGGACAAAAAUUGGUGCGCGAUUAUUAUCUUUCAGUGAUUUUUGCUAAAAUACUCGGCAUAAUAUAUGUCUAUUCUUUUGUCGAUGAUUUAAAACCGAUUAUCCAAAACAGACAAGCUGAUACGCCGUAUUUAGGAUUCGAAAGGUAUUUGUCAACCAUACUACGAAUAUUGGACUGGUAUAACGGGCAGCCUUGGGUUAAAGGAACAGCCGCAUGUAAAAAUAUGGAAUAUGCACAUAGAAUGCAUUCGUUGAUGAGGAAAAAACUGUGCGAGCUGGACGAUGAACAAAUCGACAAUGCGUCAAAAGUUGCGAAGCCAUGGUGCCCGGAUCGCGAAUUACUUUUAAAAGAUUUUGCUUUGGCUUGCCCCUUUGAAAAAUCUGGUCAACGUCCUCAUAUCAUGCUUGAAAACUUGCCAAUGCAUAAACCGAAAGGUCUACAUUCGACAUCUAUAGCAAUGACUCAAUGCAGCUUCAUAAGUACAAUUUUACUCACUCCACAAAAGCUUGGAAUACAUAACGCAACCGAUGAAGAUCUAGAAGCCUUUUGUCAUAUGUGGAGAUAUUAUGGGUAUUCUCUUGGACUUGAUGACGAACAGAACUUUUGCCAUGGCAGCUUCGAGGAAGUAAAAGAACGUGUGCAAGAUUAUUAUCGCUAUUGGGUAAUACCGAAUUUGAAAGAAAUUACACCCGAAUGGGAACAUAUGACGAGGUGUCUCGUUGAACCUUUAAAUUAUUAUCCUUUUAUAUAUAUGCCUUAUAAAGUAAUGAUGUUAUUGGCUACAGAUGCAUUAAAUUUAGACAUGCCGAAUCUAUAUGCUUCACUUAGUUAUGCUGAAUGGAUUGCUCACAAAGGCUGGAAAUUUAUAAUAGAGUACGCUAUGAAGUUUUCAAUGGUUCGAGCAGCAUUGAAUAAAGUUAUACUCAAAAUAAUAGAUACAGCGGUAAACUUUAGUACAGAAAAGCGAGCACAGCUUAAAAAGAGAUCAGAAGAACAAUUACUAAAUUUCUGUGUUAGAUAUCAAAACCAAACAUAAUUAUGAUAUAUAAACUACAAACGUAAUUAGUGAAAAUACUUCAGUAGAAUUAUUAUCGGGUUCAGGUUCGUACGCUUCCCUAAAUGUAUAACAAUUUAUAAUUCCUUACACAUGUUUAAUAUAAUGGAGAAAGAUAUGCAUAAUGAUAUUAUUAUAAAAAAUAUGUCACGUAUACAAAUAAUUUUAAAAAGAAAUAAAAAAAUUAAGAAUA